AAUAAUUUUAAAAAUAUAAUCAAUAAAAAACAUAUAAUUGUUAAACUAAUGAGCUAUCACACCACUAAUUUAAAAAAUAAAAAAUAAAAUAGUAAUCAUGAAGGGCGCAUGGGGAAGUCUGACGCCCGACGCCGUCCACCUGUCCCCACUCCGACGGCGAAGGUUACCUCCGGUCCCACCUCCCUCUCUCUUUCGCACUCAACGUCACUGAGAGUGCCCAAUCAAGGGCGACGACCCCAAAAUUUUGCCCGCCGACCACGGCUGAUGUAAUUGUUCGAAACCUGUGGGAUCAAAACAGAAAUACCGUAAAAUAAAUUAGUAAUAAAUGGAGGGCUUAUAUUUACAAGACUGGACUUUCCGAAGAGACCCACAGUCGCCCCUUCGUUUCAUUUUUGUCCUCUUCUCAGCUCUCACUCACACCUCCCUUCACGUGACCUCCUUCAUCUCUUCCCCCCGCUUUCUCUCUGCGAACCCCCAAAGACCUAGCUGCGCACAGUACCACACAGCAGCAGAUGAGCUUUUCAGAUCUAACGCCAUAUCCAUCUCUCUUUUGGAUUUGAUGCGUACUCCUACUAUUACAGUACUACUGCAAUUUCUCUUCUAGCUCAUCCAUGUCCUUCCUUUCCCAACAUCACCUUCUCUUCUUCGCUUUCGCUUUCGCUUCCCUUGCUCUGUUUCAUUUCCCCACGCUCGCUCGCCCCACAUGUUCCUCGCCGCCGGCGAACGUGUCCUCGUGUCCGCCGUUCACCUCCGCCGCGCCGCCCUUCCCCUUCGCUGCCUCUCCUGGCUGCGGCCACCCCUCCUUCCAGGUGCGCUGCGCCUCCCCCCACUCUGUUAUCUCCAUUAACGGCCUCUCUUUCUCUCUCGUCGAAUACCAGUCUAACUCCACCACUCUGACUCUCUCUCCUCGACCCUCAACUACGCCGGCGUCUCACCGAAACUGCUCUUCCUUCGGUUAUAACUUCAUUCCCGGUCGACCCAUCAGUCUUUCCGGCUCGCCGUUUCGUAUCUCCGAAUCUUCCUGUUCACGGCUCUCUGUUCUUCGGCCUUGCUCGCCGCCGAAUCUUCCCAACUGCAGCCAUUGUCCUUGGGAAUGCAAGCUUAUUAAAAGCCCAGUUCGGCUGCUGCAGGACUGCGGAUCUACCACGAACCGAGCCGUCGCAGAACAGGGGUGCCGCAGCGACGUGUUGGAUUACUUGGAUGGUAUACUGAAAUUGGGAAUCCAAAUCGAGUGGAGUGAUCAGGAUAGUUACUAUUCCAAUUGCAGCGAUUGCCAGGGCAAGAAUGGUGUCUGCGGGUUCAAUUCGUCGGACCCAGAGAAGCCAUUCCUGUGUUUCCAAUCUCGAACUCGCUUCUCGCCGCCUUGGGUACACCAAGACGACUCGAGUCGAAUCGCCAUUUUGUGUUCUGUCUUCGUGUUUACUUGCGUAGUUUUUGUAGCUGUGGUCGUUUUAGUCAUUUUUCGUUCACUGCGGCUGAAAUCGUUGGUCGGAGGAGAAGACCCAACCGUUCUCUUCCUUCACCGUCACCGUUCGGCCAACCUCCUCCCCCCUGUUUUCACCUACGAAGAGCUCGAUUCUUCGACCAACCAUUUCGACCCAAAACGCAAAAUCGGUGACGGUGGGUUCGGGUCCGUUUACUUGGGUCAGCUGUUCGACGGGCGUAUAGUGGCCGUGAAACACCUCCAUCGGCAGAACGCAUCCGCCGCCGGUGGCAGAACCUUCUUCACUAAAUCGUUCUGUAAUGAGAUCCUGAUUCUGUCGUCAAUCGAUCACCCGAACCUCGUAAAGCUCCACGGGUACUGUAGCGAUCCGAGAGGCCUUCUCCUCGUCUACGAUUACGUCCCCAACGGAACCCUCGCCGACCACCUUCAUGGCGGGAAGAGCUUGUGCGGAAAAGGGGCUUUAACCUGGCAGGUGAGAGUGGACAUCGCGUUACAGACGGCGAUGGCCAUGGAGUACCUCCACUUCUCCGUCGAACCGGCGAUUGUUCACAGAGACAUAACGUCCUCCAACAUUUUUUUGGAGAGGGACAUGAGAAUCAAAGUGGGGGAUUUUGGGCUCUCGAGGCUUCUGAUUUUCCCGGAAACGACGUCAUCGUCUUCGUCGACCCAGUACGUGUGGACGGGGCCCCAGGGGACUCCCGGGUACUUGGAUCCGGAGUACCACCGGUCCUUCCGUCUGACCGAGAAGAGCGACGUGUACAGCUUCGGCGUGGUGUUGAUGGAGCUAAUAUCGGGGAAGAAGGCGGUGGACCAGAACCGUGACCGGGGGGAGAUGACGCUGGUGGAUCUGGUGGUGUCGCGGAUCCACAUGGGGUUGCUCCGGCAGGUGCUGGACCCGAUUCUGGCGGCGGACGGGGAGGCGAUGCAGGGCGUAGGGGCGGUGGCGGAGCUGGCGUUCCGGUGCGUGGCGGCGGACAAGGACGACCGGCCGGACGCGAGGGAAGUGGUGACGGAGCUGAAACGGGUGCGGAACCGGACCCGUGGGGUCCGGGUGGGGAAUCAGAAUAAUGAGGAUGGGGCCCGGGUAUGAGAAGUGGGCCACACGUGGGACGCUGGUUGUUGCCUUAUUGGUGAGAUGGAUUGCACAUGUGGUGUGGGGUGUUUGACCAGCCUUGGAUGAAGAUUUUUGCUGUUGCUGAUGUGUACGCAGUUGGAGCUUUGAUCAGGUGUCGACGUGUCCUCUGACAAUGUCCCGUUUUUUCAUAUCUAAAGACUUUUGUUGAACCAAUCGCAUCCCUCCUUUUACCUUCCCGCUGAGGAAUUGUUCGGCUACAAAUUCACACGAUCUGACAUUAAUUGUACAACGUUGAUCGUAGGGCUGGGCAUGUUUGAAUUUGUGGGACCUUUUCUAUGUGUAAAUUACACAAGUUCAAUAAAUUAAAGUGGAUAAUAUUUUGUCCAAA
Malania oleifera is the source of this 2907-nucleotide messenger RNA. RefSeq names its product LEAF RUST 10 DISEASE-RESISTANCE LOCUS RECEPTOR-LIKE PROTEIN KINASE-like 1.5. Gene Ontology annotation, biological process: protein phosphorylation. Lineage: Eukaryota; Viridiplantae; Streptophyta; Magnoliopsida; Santalales; Ximeniaceae. Gene Ontology annotation, molecular function: ATP binding; protein kinase activity. The transcript has a single exon. Bases 612 to 2534 code for a protein of 640 amino acids. The record is from RefSeq and is a predicted model, not a curated record.